Messenger RNA from Diaporthe citri, 906 nucleotides. RefSeq lists its product as uncharacterized. NCBI's taxonomy places the organism in Eukaryota, Fungi, Ascomycota, Sordariomycetes, Diaporthales, Diaporthaceae. The record is from RefSeq and is a predicted model, not a curated record. The coding region runs from base 1 to 906 and encodes 301 amino acids. The transcript has 2 exons.
AUGAGCCUCCCACUGAGCGUCUUCUCGCCGCCCCUCACGCCAGACCUCACGGAGGAGGAAGACCUGCGGGCCGCGUGCGCCAGAGUGAUGGAGCCGAAGACGGACGCGCCGCCCAUCGCAUUCGGGCCCCCAGGUGACCAGUGGACCUAUGACAGGCAGAGCCGGACAUACGACCUCACGCGCGGGGCUGCUGGCGGCCCCGCGCCGCCGGCCGCGGUCAAGAUACGCACCACGCGCGGGCCGCCCGACACGUCCAUCCUGGUCGCGCCGGCGUCGGCGGUCCUUGUUGUUAUUGACAUGCAGAAUUACUUCCUGCACCCUUCCUGCCGCUCGCACCCGGAGGGUCUCGCGGCCGUGGGGCCCCUGCUGCGCGUCAUCGAGCGCUGCCGCGGGGCCGGGGUCCAGGUGGCGUGGCUGAACUGGGGUCUCACGGAUGCGGACCUCGCGGCGAUGCCGGCCGGGGUGGCGCGCGGGUUCGCGCGGGCCGUCGUCGCCGGGGAGAAGGACUCGGCGGGGCUGGGCGUGGACCUGGGCGGCGGCAAGGGCCGGUGCCUCGUCGCCGGGGAGUGGAACGCCGAGCUCUACGAGCCGCUCAAGAGGGCCGUCGACGAGGUGGACGACGUCCGGUGCGCCAAGAACCGCAUGAGCGGGCUGUGGUCUGAGGGGCAGCCGCUGUGGGGGUACCUGAGGGAGAGCGGGAAGAAGACGCUCCUGUUCGCGGGUGUCAACACGGACCAGUGCGUGCUGGGGACGCUGACGGAUGCUUAUAAUGCUGGCUGGGACUGUGUCCUGGUCGAGGACGCCUGCGCGACCAGGACGGAGGGCGCGGCCGAGGUUUGUUUGGCGAAUGUCGCGAACAAUUACGGUUUUGUCAUAGACUCGAAGACAUUCACGGAAUCGGAAUGA